UCUCAGGAAAGGCGCACAUAGUGAGUCAUAUAGGGCAAGUCUUGCCUGGUGUUUACUCUUCUCUCACACGGAGCUGUGAAGGAGCAUCGGGCGCUUGGAACCAAGAGAAACUCGGGUCUUUGGCUCCCCUGUCUCAGUCCAAUUAAUGAGUGAUAAGGGGGCGCGUGGUCCGGUUCUACAUGAAGCUGCUUCGGUUUCCCGUUUUCUGCUGUGGAGCGAUCCUCCUCGGUGCUUCGCUGCUGCCGGUGGAGACGCUGGGAUCGAUAUUGAAGAUAAAACAACUAUGCAAGUUUUGUGAUGUGAGGGCAAGUAGCUGCCCUGGUAAGGGAGUCUGCCAGGUGGAUUGUGAAAAAACAGCCAUCUGCGAACACGAUAAUGAAGUCUGUGUCACUAUUUGGAGGAAAGACGAUGACAAUACUACAGUAGAAACUGUGUGUCACAAUCCAGUUAAUCCACUGUAUGGUGUGAUUCUGGAUGAUUAUAACAACACCAAGUGUGUUAUGAAAGAGAAAAAGGACAUGGACACAAAGUUCUUCAUCUGUUCCUGCAACGAUGAAGAGUGUAAUGAGAACAUAAUUUUUAACUCAAAACCUUUGGUGCAAUCUCCACUUGGAUCCGCCCUCCUUGUCAGCCUGGUGCCUCCUCUGAUCAUAGCCAUUGUUGUCAUCACUUCCUUCUACUCCUACCGGGUUUACCGUCAGCAGCAAAACCCACGUAAGAAGGGUCAGCCGAGGGACUUCAGCGACCAGCGGGCCAUCAUAGCUGAAGAGGGUUCAGACAGCAGCUCGCAACUCGCCAAUAACCUGAAUCACAACACCGAGCUGCUGCCCAUCGAGCUGGACGUUCUGGUCGGUAAGGGCCGCUUUGCAGAGGUCUACAAAGCCAAGCUGAGGCAGGGCUCCUCAGUGAGCGAGGAGCACCACUUUGAGACGGUGGCGGUUAAGAUUUUCCAGUACGAGGAGUAUGCCUCCUGGAAGAACGAGAAGGACAUUUUCUCAGACGCCGACCUGAAGCAUGAGAACGUGCUUCACUUCCUGACAGCGGAGGAGAGGAAGGGGCAGAGGCAGUACUGGUUAAUCACAGCUUACCAUCCACUAGGAAACCUUCAAGAGUAUCUAACCAAUCACGUUAUCUCCUGGCAUGAUAUGUGGCUUCUCGGGAGCUCGCUGGCGAGCGUUGUGGCACACCUUCAUAGUGAACGCACUUCCUGCGGCCGCUGGAAGGUUCCAGUUGCUCACAGGGACAUUAAAAGCUCCAAUAUACUCGUGAAACAGGACAUGACCUGCUGCCUAUGUGAUUUUGGCCUCGCACUCCGGCUGGACAACACUUUGUCUGUAGAUGAACUGGCCAACAGCGGACAGGUGGGCACGGCCAGAUACAUGGCUCCUGAGGUGUUGGAGUCCAGAAUCAAUCUGGAAAACAUUGAGUCUUUCAAGCAGGCAGAUGUUUACUCAAUGGCUCUGGUUCUGUGGGAGAUCAUCUCCAGAUGCAGUGCAAUUGGAGAGGUGCAGGAGUACAAGCCUCCAUUCGGGAACCUGAGGGAGCACCCAUGUGUUGAGAGCAUGAAGGACAGCGUUCUCCGAGACAGAGGAAGACCUGAGAUCCCAAACAGCUGGACGAGCCACACAGGCAUCCAGAUGGUGUGCGGCUCUAUAGAGGAAUGUUGGGACCACGACCCAGAGGCCCGACUCACAGCUCAGUGCGUUGCUGAGCGCUUCGACGACAUCGAGUACCUGGACAAGCUAUCAGACUGCUCCGACUCAGAGGAGAAGCUCCUGGAGGAAAUCAUAGUCGUGGAUGAGAAGUAACCUUUCCACUAAGUUGCUGCCCCCACCAGGGUGUUUGAGGCAUUACAACCAAACAGCUUUGAAAGAAAGGACUUUCAGUUAGAGUUGUUUAGUCCAUCAGAUUUGUGGCACAGGAGAUGAACUGGAAGUUGACCUACAUGACAGUGAUUUGUUACCAGAGAAAUGAUCAGGAAUCAAGUCAGAAACAAAUACGGGAGAUCAGAUGAUGCAUCAUUUUUCACCAAGUACUAUUCGCACUUUAUAAAUGAGAAUUUAUGUGUAUAUGCACGCCAAAGAGGAUAAAACAUUCAGUUUCAGCAAAACAAAAACUGGUGCAGCAUA
Molecule: messenger RNA, 2129 nt
Organism: Cyprinodon tularosa
Lineage: Eukaryota; Metazoa; Chordata; Actinopteri; Cyprinodontiformes; Cyprinodontidae
Product: TGF-beta receptor type-2-like
Exons: 7
Coding region: 180-1808 (542 amino acids)
Biological process (GO): cellular response to growth factor stimulus; protein phosphorylation; transforming growth factor beta receptor signaling pathway
Cellular component (GO): plasma membrane; signaling receptor complex
Molecular function (GO): SMAD binding; transforming growth factor beta receptor activity, type II; activin binding
Source: RefSeq, a predicted model, not a curated record